Odontomachus brunneus is the source of this 1390-nucleotide messenger RNA. It is a transcript of the gene BI-1, whose product is annotated as probable Bax inhibitor 1. Gene Ontology annotation, molecular function: enzyme binding. Gene Ontology annotation, biological process: cellular response to unfolded protein; negative regulation of RNA splicing; negative regulation of endoribonuclease activity. The record is from RefSeq and is a predicted model, not a curated record. The coding region runs from base 224 to 937 and encodes 237 amino acids. The transcript has 4 exons. NCBI's taxonomy places the organism in Eukaryota, Metazoa, Arthropoda, Insecta, Hymenoptera, Formicidae. Gene Ontology annotation, cellular component: mitochondrial membrane.
UCCUCCUGCCUUCGUCUGUUCGGUUGGUUCUUGACAUACGCGCAGAAAUAUCACUGACGUGUCUCCGAGGAUCCACACUACGUGCGUGCACACGUACGUUUGUUAGCUGCGUGAUAAUUUCACUUGACGCGCAGGCCGACGAAAUACCGCCAGUCAUUCGUAGGCAUUGAGCUGUGACGUAUCGUGUGUGUGUCGAUCGCCGAGAUUGCCGAAUAACAAAAUUAUGGCAGGUGCGGUGUUCAACAACUUCGUCAACUCCUUCAGCCGUUCACUGGAUUCAUCAGUUAAACAGCAUCUGAAGAAUGUCUAUGGUUGCCUGUCCCUGUCCACAGUGUCAGCAGCUGUGGGAACUUAUGUGCAUAUGAAUACACAACUCCUGCAAGCCAAUCUGUUGACUACCAUUGGAUCCUUGGGUCUCCUUAUUCUGUUGAUGUCGACGCCUGACAAUGGCAAAAAUCAAAAGUUACGCCUUAGUUACCUCCUGGGAUUCACAUUUUUAUCAGGACUCGGACUGGGACCUUUGCUUGAGUUGGUGAUCAGCAUAGACCCGAGUAUAGUUGUAACAGCGUUAGUCGGUACGACGGUCAUCUUCGUUUCCUUCAGUAUUUCCGCGCUGUUAGCUGAACGUGGACGAUGGUUAUAUCUUGGUGGUACUUUAAUGAGCAUGCUGAACAUCAUGAUUUUGUUCUCCUUGGCAAAUCUGUUCCUGCGCUCGUAUUUAAUCUAUCAGGCGCACUUAUACAUAGGAUUCUUCGUGAUUUGCGGCUUUAUCAUCUACGAUACGCAGUUGAUAAUUGAGAAACAUCGUAUGGGCAGCAGAGAUUUUAUCAUGCAUUCCUUGGAUCUGUUCAUAGAUUUCGUAGGCGUUUUCCGACAUCUUCUUGUAAUCCUUACGCAAAAGGAAUUGGCUAAGGAAUCACGUAAGCGUAAAGAUUGAAUGAACGAAUGGUGGGAUGAGGGAUGGUUAUGGCGUAUUCAAGUAAAUCCAUAAACUAGAGGUCUUCAUGUAAUCUAUCCAUACCUAGGUAUCUGUGUAUAUAUACAUACCGGAGAAUUAUACAAGUAUCUAUAUACCACGUCUCAUACCACAUAUAUACGCAUACAUCUCUUUAGUAAACGAUAUACGACGAGACUAUAUAAAUAUAUUUACUGUAAUAAAAAUGGAAAAAUGUUAGAGAUGCGGUCUGUUUACUCGUAAAGAAAUCGGCUCCCUGCAUCCGAUUACAGAGACAAGUCGUAAUUUAUUUUGGUCAUAUUUUUGAGUUAUAAUUCUCCAUCGGAUUUGUAUGCGUGGAUGUGCGACGCGCGUGCACUUGAUACAUACACACACCCAUAUAACAUAAAUUAAGUGUAUUAUAUUUUCGACUUUCAAUAAAUGAAUUUUCCCAAA